AAGGGAGGAACGGGGCACUCCUCAAAUUACAGAGGUUCCUUCUGUUAUCUUAGACCUUCGUUAUCAAGUGACACAGGAUGCACUGAAACACUCCGCAAGCUGCUUUUUCCAGGCUGGAGCUACACAGCAAACAGAAAGGGAGAGGGAAAACGCAGACGUCCCCAGCCCCUCGCAGGGCAGCGCACACCGCGGGGCCUCCCUGCCCAAGCCCCCGAGGAGGGGGCUCUGUGGAGGGGGCUGCCCGCACGAGCGCGGCUGGGCUGGGCACCCAGCGCCUGCCCACCAGGGCGAUGGAGAGCUCCUCGCUGCCUGGCUGAGGCUGCAUCGCCCCAAGGACUUCGCGUGCUACCAUGCCAGCCCAGCAGAAGAAAAUCAUCUUCUGCAUAGCUGGGGUGUUCAGCUUCGCUUGUGCCCUGGGAACUGCAGCAGCCAUCGGCACUCAGCUGUGGAUUAGAGGAACGAUCCUCUGCAAGACCGGAGCCCUGCUCGUCAACGCCACCGGGAAGGAGCUGGAGAAGUUCAUCGGGGAAAUCCAGUACGGGCUUUUCUAUGGCGAGCGAGUGAGACAGUGUGGGCUCGGGGGGAGACCUUUUCAGUUUUCAUUUUUUCCAGAUCUGCUCAAAAUCAUCCCUGCAAGUAUCCAUGUGAGCAUCAUUCUCUUCUGCACACUGCUGAUCAUCUUUGCCCUGGUGGGAACAGGUUUCUUCAUGUACAAUGCUUUUGGCAGCCCCUAUGAAACCCUGCAUGGCCCUGUAGGGUUGUACCUCUGGACCUUUAUUGCAUGUAAGAUUUCUAAUGUGAUGAGCAUCUCUCAUGCUCUUUCAGGUUCCUGCAGUUGUCUCAUCCUGAUUCUCUUCUCCUCAGAGGUGAAGAUCCACCACCUUUCAGAAAAAAUUGCUAAUUUUAAAGAGGGAAGUUUUACAUUUAAAACUCACAGUGAACAGUUUGCAGAUUCCUUCUGGAUCAUCCUAGGCUGCUCCUUGGUGCACUUCAUGAACGCCCUCUUGAUUCGCUUUGCUGGAUUUCAGUUUCCUUUUUCAAAAUCAAAGGAUUCAGCGACAACCACUGGAGCAGUCGACCUGAUGUAUUAGAUUUACAUAAUUUAUGAACAUUUAAAGCAAAGAGGUUUAUCACUGCUAUCUUCAACAACCACCAGGCAUACUAACUUUUAAAUGAUUAGCUCUAAAGAAAUUAAAAACAAGAGAAGGUUUUAGAUAAAUGUCAAUGUGACAUAUGCAGUAAACAAAAGAUAACAUGCUAUUUGGUGGCAUCUAAAUCAAAAUACAUUUUCUUUCUUGGAGUAAAACCUUAUCAAGAUAUCUACUCUUCCUUCCUCCAGGAACUUAUUUUAGAAGUAGGUGGUAUGAACACAAAUUAAUCAAUAGCAUUGAACUGAAUCUAGAUAGUAAAAUAAGUAGUUGACCACAUAAGAGUUUGCUAUCACCAGCAGCACAGUUUUGACCUUUAACUGUUGUAAAAGCCACGAUGCAACCAUCACAUCAGGGCAGCAGACCACAAGGGGAAAGAACAGCAGGGCCAAGAGGAGAAAGCCCUCGGGCUUUGUGCCUCAGGCACUGCCCGAGAAGCCCCACUGGAGGGGAAGACAUGGCUAAGCACCCAAACCCACCACUGACACUUUAAGCUUGUCACAUGUGGCAAUGCCAUUAAUUCUGUCCACAGACCUCUCUGGAGUUUUUAAUUUUAAAAGCCCAAACUAUAAUUCUUUGACCCUGAAUUCUGAGUUCCCCAGUGCAAUCACCGCAGCUGCACGUAUGACAUGCCUUGGUUAAUUGGUUAAAGGCAUACACAAGAAAACUGCUGUUUUUUAACCCAGCCAGCAGCUCAGCACCACACAGACA
Molecule: messenger RNA, 1859 nt
Organism: Oxyura jamaicensis (ruddy duck)
Lineage: Eukaryota; Metazoa; Chordata; Aves; Anseriformes; Anatidae
Gene: CLRN1
Product: clarin 1
Exons: 3
Coding region: 351-1091 (246 amino acids)
Biological process (GO): sensory perception of sound; equilibrioception
Source: RefSeq, a predicted model, not a curated record